Molecule: messenger RNA, 5880 nt
Organism: Crotalus tigris (Tiger rattlesnake)
Lineage: Eukaryota; Metazoa; Chordata; Lepidosauria; Squamata; Viperidae
Gene: PTTG1IP2
Product: PTTG1IP family member 2
Exons: 8
Coding region: 260-829 (189 amino acids)
Biological process (GO): protein import into nucleus
Cellular component (GO): cytoplasm; nucleus
Source: RefSeq, a predicted model, not a curated record
CCAGUUUGUUAACAGCACAGCCAAAUAGGGGUGCCCCGCAUCCGCCUUCAUUUUUAGAAACGGCGCGGCAGACCGAGCAAGAGAGAACGCAUUGCGGCCUGGUGGGCGGUGGCGAGCGUUCCUAUUCGCCGGGAGGCAUGGGCUUUGCCCACGAAGUUAAAAUACGCUUGCGCGAAUCAGGAAAUAAGUUCUCCCUGAAUUCUAUGGGAGCGGGUGGGUGGAGAAGUGCGUGGGUUAUCGGCUUUGAGUGGGUCAAUUGAUGGCGGUGAUUAUGGCCUGCUGGCAGCGUUUCUGGACUCUGGCCGUACUGUACGUCUUGCUACGUCGCUGCCCGACGAUGGGACUGGACACUGUGUCCUCUGUGUCGCCUUCGCCAACUCCUGCUCCGAAAUGUUCUGAUUUUACUGGAAUGAGUUGUGAAGCAUGUAUAAAAAAUACUAUCUGUCUUUGGUGCAGUGAAAAUUCUACUUGUAUGGAUUAUCCUGUAAACAAAAUCUUGCCACCAUCAUCGUUGUGUUCAUUUACUAAGUCUUACUGGGCAAUAUGUUGGGCAAGUUUGGAAGCAAUCAUCAUCACUAUAGGUGUUGUAGUAGGCAUCAUUCUGGUGUUCAUAAUUUGUUGCUGCUGUUAUUGCUGCCGCAAAUGCCGUAGGCGUUCUGAAAGGAGAGCAAUUGAUGAGGAAGAAACAUUUAUUGGAGAUCGGGAAGAAAAACGAUUGCAAUCUGCUCAACGGAGACAUGAAAGAAGAGUGAAAUAUGAUGAGCUACGCAGAAAAUAUGGUCUCCUUCAGAAUUCGGAUCAUCCCUAUAGUAGAUACGAGAAUGAAUGAAAAAUAGCACUACUGCCUUAAAAUGUUAAGACAUUCUCAUUGCACCAAAUUUGUACAAACAUGUUCAGUAGAACUUAAUGUUUAUCUUGCUUUUUUUCCCUCCUCCUUUUGGAAACAACAAUAUUAUAUUUGCAUCUAAUGAUUCUAGUAUAAAAUGCUUCAGGGGUUUUUUUCCCCUCUAUAGAAAAAAAACCUGGAGGAGUGAAGUUUGAGAUACAGAAACAGUUUAAUUUUCUUAAACAGACUUUUGAGGGGAGGGGGAAAACCAAUUCUGUCAUCUUUUCCAUGCUGCUAAAUAAAGAGACUCUUUAAAUCUGUGUCAAGUAGGUGUUGGUAAGUAUUUGACACUGCAGAGGUGAGGUUAUCACAUAAUCAUAGCUUACACCAUCUUCAUGUUAAUAGAAUACAAAGGGUGUAAGUGAAAGAAACUGUCACUAGGCAGUGACCUUAACUGAAUGAAUGUGAUCUGGUGCUUCUGGCUAGCCUGUACCUUCCGCAUCAUCAGAUCCUUAAAUAUGGCAUCUUAAUCACUGCAGCCUGCCAUUGUCUCAUGUUAAAGUUCUUCAAAACUGCUUUUUCCAGACUUUAAACAUCUUGAUUGCAGUACCUGAUCCAUUGUACUUAAGAAGAGACCACUGAAAUUAACACUUGACUUUAAAAAAAGAAAGUUUAAAAAGAUAGUAAAAUCUGCAGUAUUAUAUCAAAAACCUAUUAUUUAGGCAUGUGUUAAGAGCUUUUCGUUUUAAUCUCUGUACGUUCAUAGAUUGUGUUGAAAAGCCUUGUUCUUAAUUCAUUCCUCAAGCAAUUAUCUAUCCACUUUUUCUAAUAAUGUACAAGAUUUAUCUAUUUACUUUUUCUAAUGUACAAACUUUUUGUAUCUGUUUCUGUCAUCAUACCUAACAUCUAUCAAAGCGGAUAUUUCCAGUAUAUUGUUAUUGUAUAAAUAAUUAAAAUAGAGCUAUUAAAUAGUAACUGUUAACUGUACUGUGCUUCAGACUUGAAGAGAAGAAAGUGCUUUGAAGCUUAUGGAUGUUCCUGUUCAGAGCUUUUCAGACCAAUUGUGUAUUUUGUGUGGGUCAUGUAGAUAACCUCCAGAACCACACCAGGAUCCCAGAGUGGAUCUCUUUGCUUUUAGGAACAGUUAAGUAGUAUAUUUUUUUUUUCACAUCUGAAGCACAGCAUCUCUGCUUUAUUCAGAUACUUAUAGUUUAAACUGCUUUUUUAAAACUGUUUUUCUUAAGCAGGGAAGAAAAUGAUCUAAUAAGGACUGAAGUUGCUUCAUAGUGAAUAUUGCAUAGCAAUUUGAAAAUGUGGGAAGUAGGGUGGAUUCAGUAGAAUACUUUCUUUUUCAGAAGAACAUGCUAUAACAUUUUAUUGUGGGUAACAUUCUUCUUUAUUUAACAAGCCUACAGACUUUGUCAUGUCAUUACAUAGCUGAAGUUCCCUAAACAAAACUCUGAAAACUAAGGCUCGCUAAUCUUAACAUUCAUUAUGAACAUGUGAUUUUCAGGAAUAGCUCACCACAGUUUUCCCAUAUCAAAUUUGCUUUGCAGAGUUGAUGGUCUUUCAGAAAUAGUGUGAAAAGGAGCAUGUUGAGCCAAAGGAAGAGCAGUCUUGUUCUAUUAACUGAAGCUUUCACCCAAUCCAAUACAGUGUAAGGCCAUUAGUAAGACCUAACAGAUCAAUUGUGUAUUUCUACCUGGGUGCAACAUCAAAUUAAGCUGGAACAAUAGACACUUGCUACUUAAUCAACUUUUUUUGGUAUGUAGAGGCAAGUAGAGACAUACCAACCCAAAUUGUAAAGCAAUUUGAAAUAAUGUGGUUGGUUUAUCUUUCACCUUAUUUAAACCAGAUUCAUGAUUUUUGAAAACUUACAGCUUUGGAUACUAUUUCUAUAGUGAGUUCUCACUGGAGAUAUCUUGUGAAACUGGAAACUGCAUGCGAUGUGAAAAUAUUUUUUAUUAGAUCUGAACAGUUAAUUGGACUGCUAGCAACUUCUCUUAAGUAUCUGAUGGGUAAACAUUUAUUUGAGCCUACUUUGUGAAUGAUUAAUGUGAAAAUGUAAUUGCACCUUAUGCUUUUAAUUCCCAUAUUAGCCUUGCUGUUCAGUAUUCCCCUUUGUCUGGACAACCAUCUAUGUAGAUUAUCUGAGGAUAAUAAUUUGUGAAUUCAUCAAGGAUGAGACAUUAUGAAAAAUUUGCCUCAAUACAUUAAGAAGAUGCAUAAAAGUUUAGGUUUUGUACCUAGAUAUGAUAUACAUACAACUGAAGGAUAUCUCCGUGUUUUCUAAUUCACAUGAAUAUUGCAUUAAUUUUAAAAAAAUCACUUAGUGUAUUGUACUUUAUUUAAUUGUUUAUCUUCAUGUUUUACCAUGUUUAAUUUUGUAGUUUGUAUGUUGUUAUGUUUGCAAAUAUGGAUUAUCAAUAUAAUAAAUAAAUUAAGGAUAUGGUUCUACCUAUGUUUAUGUGAAUCUUGAAUUCUAUUUUAUCCAUGAGGGAAAACCAGAACAACUCAUAGCUAUAGAGGCUUCUGCUGACAGAAGGAAAUUUAGAAGAAGUGAUUGAUUCCACCUUCAGAAAUCUUUUAUACUGCCUCUCCCCUCAUAGCGAAGUGUCCCCAAUCCUGUGGAACCCAUCACCUUUUUCAGCAUAACCUCAUGCUAACUGGAUCAGAGGUGACCAGUUUGAAAUUAUUGAAGAAGAAAUUUCUUGAUGUCGUAUAAAACCUCAUACCAGGCUUUCAUGAGAUUAUAAUACUUUUAACACAAGACUAAUAUAAAGGACUACAAAACUGUGAAAUGUUUUGAGAUCUCCAUAUCUCACUAUCAACAAAAUAUUGCAGCAACGGCCUUGUUUAUACAAUAGCAGUGAGCUAGUAAUCCAGUUUAACACUGAUUGUUCAGGCAGAACCCAAUUACAUUAAUGGGUCAAGAAAUGCCAUUUUUAUCAAAUCCUCAUCCACUUUCUCUAGUUCAUCUUACACCAGGAAAAUAUGAAGAAAACUUCAUUGCAUCAUUGUCUACUAGUCCACUGGCCUGGCAGACACUGAUUCUUUUUCCCAAUUAUACUCAAUUGGUUAUGAAGAAGGGACCACUGCAUUGUGGAAAAAGGUGGGUGUAAAUGAUUGAUGUAGUCAUAUAGGGUUAAACAAAAUCUGCUUGGUUGUUUAUGGAAGAAUAGAAUAUUUCUCUGAAACGGAUUGGCUGCAGCAGUCAUGCACACCUACUCUGCCUCGCAGAUCAAUGGGGAAUUGGAUAUGAAAAAUACAUUUCUAUAUUUUGUGUAAUCAUUAGCAUUUUCAGGAUUUUUCUUGUGAAUAUAAGUUAAGAUUUAAGAAAGGUGCAGCUGUACUUCUAUUGAGAUAAAUAUAUUUUCUUUUUAUAGAAGGCUAUUUUCUCUGUUUCCCAAAUCAUGUGUUUUAGUUAAUAUCAAACUAGGUGUCCUUCUUUCUUUACAACCUUUUGUUUUCUCAAUGAUGUAGUUCCAUGAAACUAAAAACUCUUUAACCUCUUCCAUUUAGAAGAUGACACUUUGUCAUAAAAUGUUAUCUGCCUGAAUAUCAUAAGAAUGGCAUGGAAAUGUAGUGAUCUGAAUGAAACCAUUAGAGUUGCAUAUUUAGAGAAGGGAGAUCUGCUUCCUCUAUUUAUAGCUCCAGAGAGCUCAUAGAUUCAUGAUUGUGCAAGGAUUUAGGCAGAACAAGUCCUAACUUUGGUAGAAUGACACUAUUGCUUCAAGUAACCAAUGCCGAGAUUGCUGUAGCCUACAAGUAAUGAUCCUUAAUGUGAUACCUGGAAUUUGAUAGCUGAAUGAUGUGGUCAUAAAGCAAAAUGUAAUGAUGGCACCAAUUUAUGAUGGCAGUUCUGAUUGUGGUUCAGCAAAUCAUAUAUUCGUUAGGUAUGAUAUUACAUGACUGCAACUUGGGACUUCCUUGGGUUUUCCCACUGCCUGCUGAAAUUGACAGAUCACAAAUAGUGAUCAAGUGAUCAUGGGACACUGUGACUAUCAUAACUUUAUGCUGCAGUGGUCACAAUUUGAGACCAGCUACAACUCUUUUCAUUCAAUCUCUUUGUAACUUUGAAUGAGCACUAACAAAUGGUCACUAAAUAAGGUCUAGCUGUACUUGAUAAUUUGUCACCCCAAAUGAUUCUUAUGCUCUUAGCAGAAGUUGCCUUAUUGUGGAAGAGUCAACUAUCAAUUUGUGUGAUUUCAAUAAGUAAAAAAGAGAGGCAGCACUUUCUUUCCUUUCAAAUAAUAAAACCUCAGAAUCCAAUUGGGAGCAAAUAGAUCAAGACCAGCCAGCAUGAUUCAUUAUUUAUUUAUUACAUUAUCAUCCUGUCCUUUUUUAAAGGUCUUCAGUUAAACAUACAAAUCUUCUUCCUCUAUGCUUCCCCCACUUUAUUUUGCUACUUGGUCAGGCAGGACAGGCCAAGAGGCAGUGAUUCCUCCAAGCUGACUCUGCGCGCUGCCAGGGUCACUCUCCUUAGGCCAGGGAUCUUCAAAUUUGGUCCUUUUAUGACUUGUGGACUUCAACUCCCAGAAUUUCUCAGCCAACAUGCCUGGCUGAGGAACUCUGGGAGUUGAAGUCCACAAAAGAGCUAAGUUUAAGACCCCUGCCCUAGGCCAAUGCAGGUGCUCCACAGGGAAAGCUGUGAGAAAUAUAAGAGGUAGCAGAGAAGAGCUGAAGAAUUCAAAGUGCAUCUUAUUUAUUUCACUUCUUGCCUGCCAUAAUUCAGAGGAUCUCAUGGCACGUUUCAUAUUAAAACCAAAUAAAAAUAAAUGACAAAUUAAUUAAAAACAAAGAGUUUAAAACAAACAACAGAGAAAACAAGACAUUUAAGGGAUAAAAGUUAUCUAGGACACAAAAGAUAUUCUGAGGUAUUAAUCCUUUUUGGAGAAAUUUGGUUUCUAUAACGAUUUAUACAAUUUUCAGUUUGUUGAUUUUAUGUUAAAAGAGUAAGAUGAAAAGAUAAUUCAGGAGUUAAUCUUUAAAUCUGUGAUGUUUAAUUUGUUUAGUAGACCAUGUUUUAAACAGGAAUAAUUUUGUUUCCCUCA